Messenger RNA from Benincasa hispida (wax gourd), 1897 nucleotides. Its product is annotated as cytochrome P450 CYP94D108-like. Gene Ontology annotation, molecular function: iron ion binding; monooxygenase activity; oxidoreductase activity, acting on paired donors, with incorporation or reduction of molecular oxygen. NCBI's taxonomy places the organism in Eukaryota, Viridiplantae, Streptophyta, Magnoliopsida, Cucurbitales, Cucurbitaceae. The record is from RefSeq and is a predicted model, not a curated record.
GUAAAUUUAAUUUUUAUCACUGACGAGUUUCACAAACCUUUAUAUAUGAAUGUUGAAUGGCCUAUUCAUCAAAAUACACAAUUAAUUAAAUUAACUCCAAAACCCAAAAUAAACUCUGUUUCUUCACUGUUCCCUCCGAUGGAUAUCUCUAUUCCGGCGACUUUGUUCCUCACUUUCCUCAUCUCUCUUUUCCUUUUCCUUUACUUCUUUAUUUCAACUAAGAAAUCUCGAAGCCAUGAAGGUUUUAGAAACUACCCCAUCGUCGGAGCCUUACCCCUGUUUUUACUGAACCGCCAUCGUUUCCUUGUCUGGACGACGGAGGUCCUCCGCAACUGCAAGACGAACACGGCAGUGAUCCGACGGCCAGGGGUCGUCUGCGGCGUCAUGACGGCAAACCCACUUGUGGUGGAGCACAUUCUGAAGACCCAAUUUGAGAAUUAUCCAAAAGGGGAACGUCUCGUUUCGAUUUUGGAGGAUUUUAUGGGGAGUGGGAUUUUCAAUUCCGACGGCCAAAUUUGGAGAUUUCAAAGGAAAAUAGCGAGUUAUGAGUUCAAUACCAAGUCGCUGAGGAAUUUCGUUAUGGAGAAUGUUAAAGUUGAGAUACAGAGGAAGCUGAUUCCUGUUUUGGAGAAGGCGGCUUCCUCGUCGGAAACAGAGUGUGUUUUGGAUUUGCAGGAUGUUUGGGAGCGAUUUACGUUUGAUAAUAUUUGUAAAUUGUCUUUCAAUUUUGAUUCCGGUUGUCUCGGCGGCGAUGAUAACGCCGGCGCCGACUUUAUGCGCGCUUUUGAGAACGCCGCCACCCUUACAUCCGGCAGAUUCAGGUAUACUAUUCCUAGUUGGUACAAAGUCAAGAGAUUUUUCAACUUGGGAUCCGAAAGAAGCCUAAAAAAUACCAUAUCAAUGGUUCACAAAUUUGCAGAUGAAAUCAUAUGCUCAAGAAUUAAAGAAAACAACCAAGAUAAGGAUGAAGAUUUAUUGUCACGAUUCAUGGCAAACAAAGAACAAUAUUCCCCAAAAUUCCUUCGAGACAUAAUCAUAAGUUUCAUUCUUGCCGGUCGAGACACCACUUCUUCAGCUCUAACAUGGUUCUUUUGGAUCUUAUCCACUCGACCAGAUAUUGAACAAAAAAUCCUUACAGAGCUCGAAACAAUCCGAUCAAGAACACAUAAGAAAAUUGGGGAUAUGUAUAGUUUUGACGAACUCCAAGAUAUGCACUAUCUUCAAGCAGCAUUGUCUGAGACUCUUCGACUAUACCCGCCGGUGCCGAUUGACUCAAAAGAUUGUCAACGUGACGAUAUCUUACCGGAUGGGACAUUUAUCGGGAAGAAUUGGUUUAUAAUGUACCAUGCAUAUGCAAUGGGAAGAAUGGAGAGUAUAUGGGGGAAGAAUUGCGAGGAAUUUUUGCCAGAAAGGUGGCUGAAAAAUGGGGUUUGUAGAAUUGAGAGUCCAUUUCGUUUUCCUAUAUUUCAUGCAGGGCCAAGGAUGUGUCUUGGGAAAGAUAUGGCUUAUAUUCAGAUCAAGUCCAUAGUUGCCGCUGUGAUUGAGAAAUUUGCAGUGAAAAUGGUGGAAAACAAGACUCCAAAACAUUUGUUAUCAUUGACAUUGAGGAUGGAGAAUGGGUUGCAAGUGAUGGUAAAAAAGAGGCCAAUAUAUUAUGUAAUUUAGAUAUAUGUAGAUUUGAAAAUAUAUGUGCCUCUUAAUAAUAAUUAAGCAUAAUAUUGAAAUAGUUAUAAAAUAGAAAGAAAAGAGAAUAACAUAAGAACAUAGGAGAAAAGUGGAGAGAAAAAAGUAGAUAAUAUAUAUGUAUUAUUUUCAAUUAAGACGCGAAACUUAUAGAAAUUAAUAAGAGGUUAAUGAAUGAAUUUAUAACUUACGGAGGUUAUUGGAUAUCUGUAUA